AAAAUAUGAAAAUCCUUGAUUUAUCUUAUUUUCCCACAAUAUACCUUUGAUUCAUCAUUUCUUGUUAGCUGCGCAGCAAACGCAAUCUCAAUGAGGUGAGAAAAAACGAGUUGGUGAGAAAAAAAAGCGAGAGAGAGAGAGAGAGAGAGAGACAAGUCACUUACUUGGUCAUUAGCUAAAGCUUUAAUGGCUAACUACAGAGUUGGAUUUUGACUAGCAGUUGUUUUUUUGUGAAUUGUGGUGUUUGAAGGAAAGGCUUUUCUUUUAUACAGAUCUGAAGUUGUUUUGCAUUUGUCAUCAAAUCAAGGAAUAUAUGAUAUCUUGAAUUAUAUGAUCUGGGAAGCAUAAUUGGUCAUCUGGGGUCUCUGCUUUGUUUCGAGUAAUUUGGGGUCCAAUCUAUAAAAUAGCAACAGUGUUGGGUGAAGUUUGGUGCUUCGAGGGUUACUGUCAUACUCAAAACUCUGUGGAAUUUCGGCGAAAAAAAAUGUUAAAUUUGGUCUCUUGGAUUUAGAUGGCGACACCGGUACAGCCUCCUACGGUUGAGGUGUCACCGCCACCACCAAUGGCGUCGCCGCCACCUGAGAUGUCGUCUCCCGGUGGUAACGCCCUUUCUCCGACGAGGGAGCCCACUGAUGGUAAUUCACCGGAGAUCCCAAACCCUCCAGCUCAAUCUUCUCCUCCUCCUCCGACUACUCCAUUGUCAUCCCCGCCACCACAACCUUCUCCCUCACCACCUCCACCAACCGGGGCUCCUCCUCCUACUCCACCUGACCCGCCAUUAAACCCUCCACCACCACCACUUGAUCCGCCUGCCAUUUCACCUCCCCCACCUCCAUCGUUUCCGCCACCGGAAAACCCUCCUUCAUCGCCUUCAUCAGUCCCACCAAGAAAUCCACCCCCUUCACCUACAUUAGACCCACCGUUACCUUCAUCUCCACCUCCGCCAUCAGUUCGUCCUUCUCCUCCAGGGGAAUCAGGAAGUCCUCCUCCUUCUCCUCCAGGGCAUUCAGAAAGUCCUCCUCCUUCUCCUCCAGGGGAAUCAGAAAGUCCUCCUCCCCCUCCUCCACGAGGUUCAAAAACUCCUCCUCCGCCUCCUCCUCCACAUGACUCAGAACCUCCUAAGAAACCUCCUAAGAAACCUCCUCCUCCGGAUUCUAAACAUCCUGCUCACUCACCUCCUCCUCCGGAUUCGAAACAUCCUGCUCACUCACCUCCUCCUCCGGAUUCGAAACGUCCUGCUCACUCACCUCCUCCUCCUCCUCCACGGGAUCCCGAAACUCCUGAGAAAACUCCUCCUCCUCCUCCACCAGACAAAAAUCACCCAGCUCCCUUACCUUCUACUUCUUCUUCAACACCAGUUGCAUCACCGCCUUUUCCUCCUCAAAAACCUGUACCAGGCUCAGACAAUCCUACUCCUAUUGUGACAGAGACGUCUAGCCGUUCGGGUAUUAGUACAGCAGCUGUCGUGGGUGUAAGUAUCGGAGUGGUCCUUGUGCUGCUUACUCUUAUUGUAGUUGUGGUCUGGUGCUUGAAGAGACGCAAAAAGAAGCUUUCUGCCAUUCCAGGUGGCUAUGUUAUGCCAUCUCCUUUGGUUUCCUCCCCAAGAUCAGAUUCAGCGCUUUUGAAAGCGGGAAAUCGUUCUAGCAACCGAACCUUUUUCUCACAGUCAGAACCUGGUGGCUUUGGUCAGUCGAGGGAACUCUUCUCAUACGAAGAACUUGUCAAGGCAACAAAUGGAUUCUCGGACGAGAAUCUAUUGGGUGAAGGUGGGUUUGGUCGUGUGUAUAAAGGGCUGUUACCAGAUGGGAGAGUGGUGGCUGUGAAACAGUUGAAGAUAGGUGGAGGACAAGGUGACCGAGAGUUCAAAGCCGAGGUUGAGACCAUAAGCAGAGUACAUCACCGGCAUCUGCUUUCUUUGGUUGGGUACUGCAUUUCCGAGAACCGGAGAUUGCUUAUUUAUGACUAUGUCCCUAACAACAACCUUUACUUCCACCUUCAUGCUGCACGAGCUCCGGGUCUGGACUGGGCAACGCGUGUUAAAAUCGCUGCUGGUGCAGCUCGUGGCUUAGCUUAUCUCCAUGAAGAUUGUCAUCCACGUAUCAUACACAGGGACAUCAAAUCAUCCAACAUUCUUUUAGAGAAUAACUUUCACGCUCUGGUUUGUGACUUUGGCCUCGCAAAGCUAGCUCUAGACUGUAACACACACAUUACAACUCGGGUUAUGGGAACAUUCGGCUACUUGGCUCCUGAGUAUGCAUCAAGUGGCAAAUUAACAGAGAAAUCAGAUGUGUUCUCCUUCGGUGUUGUUCUACUUGAGUUAGUCACUGGACGUAAGCCCGUGGAUACAUCACAAGCUUUGGGAGAUGAGAGCCUUGUUGAAUGGGCCCGUCCUUUGCUUAGUCAUGCCAUAGAAACCCAAGAGUUUAAAGAUUUAGCAGAUCCAAAGCUAGGAGGAAACUAUGUUGGCGCUGAAAUGUUUAGAAUGAUUGAAGCAGCUGCAGCUUGUAUUCGCCACUCAGCUGCAAAGAGACCUCGAAUGAGUCAGAUUGUUAGAGCUUUCGAUAGUCUAGCUGAGGAAGACCUCACAAACGGGAUGAGAGUAGGCGAAAGCGAGAUCAUCAACUCAGCUGAGCAGUCUGCAGAAAUCAGAUUGUUUAGAAGAAUGGCUUUUGGCAGCCAAAAUUACAGUACAGAUUUUUCCACUCGUAAUAUUUACAAUAGCAGAGAUGAAAACGUGUAAAUAUCAGAGACAAACACUCAUUACAGUCUACAGAGUGAUAUUUUUUCCGAGAAAGAUCUCUCAAAGCAGAAACUUUCUUGAUUUUUUCCAAAUUUGAAUCCUCUGCUACAUAUUGCCCAAAACUAUUGAUAAAAUCACUAAACACAACAAUGUCAAUC
This is a messenger RNA of Thlaspi arvense, 2898 nucleotides long. The record is from the annotation of a GenBank genome assembly. Lineage: Eukaryota; Viridiplantae; Streptophyta; Magnoliopsida; Brassicales; Brassicaceae.